GCGUCAGAAAAGCGGUUGGUGCACUUCAUCAGAUUCCGAGUCACACAUAAACAACUGCCCAAUGUUCUGGCAGUGUCAACACCAAGGUGUGUGAAUGAUGAGAAGAUUGACGUUAAAUAGGCACACAGCGCUUAAGUGAUCCUACCAAAUAUACGUUGCACUUCGAAACCGGCACACUUUACUUUCGUCGUUUUUCCUUUAUUCCGGUAGCCGGUUUACUUGGAUUGUGUUGCUGUUUUUUGUUUGCAAAUCGGCUGCGUCGUGCCACUGUUUAUACGUUGUUAUGCUUGUAUAAGUAAAGCAGUCAGCGCUCUACCGAUGAGUGGAAAUGGCAUACAAGAAAAAUGCAAAUUGUCUAAAUUGCCCUCAGCUCAUCCGUUUGUCAAGUUAAAAAGCGCCAGUUGAUCCUGAGCAGCCGGUCCCAUUCAGCGAUGUAAAAAUGGCUUGAUGACCAACAACGUUGACUGAAUGCUGUCCGCACAAUGCCACUUAUUCGAUUUUCUAAUCUGUGGCGCCGGGAUAAAAUACCAAUCAAAUUGCUAAUUAUCACGCUGUUUUUUCUGGCCUGUUAUCUGACGCAGUAUCCUGGCCAGUAUGAUGUGGAGAAUACAGCUGAGCAGGAGAAAAACAGCCGUGAUCAAACGCCGGAUGGAGUGGCAUGUGGCGGAAAAAACGAUCAAAUAAACAAUUCCUCUGUCAGCAAAUGGAUUUUGGCACUGUACAAGGUCAUUGGAUCAAUGGAGAGGACGGGAGUGAUGCGGAGCGCCGGCACUGUGCGACCGGAAACCAAACAGAGAACUGUGACAAUAUUCCUGUCUUCCACGCUGGGCAUGGAUGUGUACAAUGAACACUGCAUACGGACACUGCACACGCUGGGCUAUGUGGUGGAUGUCCAUACAGCGUUGCCGGUUAUUAAUCCACAACCGCUUAUUAAGGAGCGCUCGGACUUGACGCUGUGCUUGUUUACUCCGUGCUCGACGGAAAUGAUUGAUUACGAUGCCGGCAAGGUUGUUUACAUCUCCGAAAAGCUACCUGCGCUGAUUUUGGAGCGGGAGCUACUCAAUACAGUUUUUGCGGAAAUUCCAGGACUUUUCAACCAAAAUGUUUAUCGCCAUUUGAACACAGCAGAAAGCAUGCCGGUGAAUUUUGCAUCUAACGCAUCGACCAACUGGAUUGUCACUCAGGAAGAUGGUAGCCCGUCGUUUGUGACUGUACCGGCUAUCUCCUUGCCGUAUUUUCUGGGCGAAAUGCACAAAACUCAAACUAUAACCGGGAAAAUGUUACUGCAAGAAUCCUUCACAGUUUUGGAUCGCCCAGCUUGGUUGUCCGUUUAUGUGGUAGCAGUUGGAAAAGACCCUGUUGUGUAUUUCCUGCAUAAAUCCGGUUUAAUUCAAAUUGGUGAAUAUCCAAUGUUAGGCAGUCCUUAUCAGGGCAGCAGUUCACAGUUGACAUGGAGCAUCCAGCAGUUCCGAAAAUAUUUGCUAUCAAAAUACACCUCACUGGAAAUUGAAAGGUUUUUUCAAGAUGUUAGAACGGCUGUUGAUGUUUUCCUUGCGCACUGCAAAUUAGCCGCACGACACAAACAACCCGCGCCUUUGGCCACUGAAUCACCACGUGCUGAAGAAAACUGGCCAAGGCUACACCAGAUUCAUAUUGCACAGUUUACGAUAUUCAUAACAAAAGCGCUGACCCCUCAUGUUGUAUCUGUGGCUCCUUAUCCACAUACCGACGCACAGUUUCUACCUAACAGUCUUCUAAUAGAUCUUCUGCAGUUUGAUUUUCUGACACAUGGUUUUCAAGAAUCAACAAAGUCUGGUCAUUUGGAUUUGCUACGAAGUGUCGAAUCGAUUGAAUGUAAAGAGAUUGAUCUUGAGAACACUGUCCUGAAACCGGACUGCCUUUCCACUGCGGACUUACGGAAUGCCUUGGAAAUUGUCGAGUUAUUUCGCAUUUCUGGCAGUGCAGGAAUGGAAUACAUCGCACUACAUUCCUUUACUCAAUCCACAUUUACCAAAGCGAUUGAAAAUUUCCUGACAUGUCAUCCUAAAUCUAUGGAUUCUGCCGGAUGGGAUCUGACAGAAUUCGAUGCCGGUUAUGACGCGGAUACCAGUACUGCCAGGCGCUCGUGUCAGCAAAAUUCCCUGUUCCACUCGUUGCUUUUUUCCGUGGCAUUUCGUCCCGCUCUCCAACUGAAUCCGCUGUUCCAUCCUUUGACGACACUGUACAGCGCCGCUGUGCCAUUUGAUGUCAUGUCCGUCGAAGUUUCGUUCGAACCAGCGGACUGCAGUAAUUUCGUGUCAAUACUGGGAAACACGUAUCCAGCUAAGCACUCUAGUUUCACGUUAGGAGUUGGCUUGAACGUGAUGCACAUUCACGUGGUUAAACAAAACCUUUCAGCGGAAAAUAGUUUCGAAACACUGAAAAUCUACACCAUUAAAAUAACACGAGAGCCCCGGCACAGCACUCCAGUGACCGUUGAGAAAAAUAAAAAUUUGGAGAUACUGCAAAACUGCCGUCUACUCCAGGCUUGUGAAAUGCGGCUUUAUCCCAACGAAUCAUGCGGAUUGCAACCGGAAAUCAACAUUAAAAGACACGGCAGAGAAUCACAGUGCACAGCGAAAGCUGAUUACUGGAUUGUGCCAUGUCGCGAUUGCAGCAAUGAGGCUUCGUGCAACUGGGACGGUGCCACGUGGUCAGCAGAAGCCUGCGCAUAUAGGCAGUCAGAUUAUGUUGACCUUUCUGCGGAAUGUCUAAAAAAUAAACGGUUUAUCUUCCUUGGAGACUCCACAAACCGCGGUAUACUGGCAUAUGCGCUGCAGUUGUUGAACGGCUCGCUAUGGAGUGAUGAGAAAAUUCAUUCCAUCAAAGUGUACACAUUCCCGGAGCAGAACGUUUCCUUUUCCUUUGCCUACUAUCCACAGUUUUGGAUACCAAAAAACCUCCGACCAACGUUUAAAAAGACUGUGUUGCAAGCGACGAAAGCGAUCGAUAACCUGGAUGACAGCAAAGAUGUGGUGUUUGUGAUAGGAGGCGUGCAAUUUUUGCGCCCUUUUCAUUUAAGAGAACUUGACAAAAUUUUACGAAGAAAAAAUCUGAAGCGAAGUCGCGUCGUGGUAAAAACUCUUGGUGCCGGCUUUUUCAUUCGUAUACCUGGCAUUCCGUUUGUAACGCAAGACGAUUUGGGAACACUUGUGAAACAUAACGACGAAUUAAAAGAAGAAGCAAAACGCCUUAGUUAUUCUUUCGUGGAUACUCUAGCCAUGACUGUAUCGCGUUAUAACGAAUUCCAUCCUGGUCGAUGUAGCUGUCACUUUCAUUCGGUUGAGCAGAACGAUAGCAAUGGGCAGAAUAGCAGAUUCCUACUCAAGGGACCGAUUAAUGCGUUGUAUUCGCGGCAAGUUCUGCGCAAUGCUUGCGCUGAUUGAUCUGAUACAUAAAUGUGAUUCCGUCUCUCUACCUUUUCUUCGAUGCCUUUUCCAAAUGGACCAAAGAUUUAAAUCUGUCUUGACUUACAAAUGCUCAUUUACAAAGCUUUUUAUAUUUUUAUCACUGCCCGGUAAACUGUAAAGUUACUGCAUCCAUAUCUGUAUGUACAAAUUAUAUACAUAAUAA
This is a messenger RNA of Paramacrobiotus metropolitanus, 3612 nucleotides long. RefSeq lists its product as uncharacterized. The transcript is spliced from 17 exons. The coding region runs from base 483 to 3425 and encodes 980 amino acids. The record is from RefSeq and is a predicted model, not a curated record. NCBI's taxonomy places the organism in Eukaryota, Metazoa, Tardigrada, Eutardigrada, Parachela, Macrobiotidae.